Elgaria multicarinata webbii is the source of this 14356-nucleotide messenger RNA. RefSeq names its product vacuolar protein sorting 13 homolog D (gene VPS13D). Gene Ontology annotation, cellular component: extrinsic component of membrane. The record is from RefSeq and is a predicted model, not a curated record. NCBI's taxonomy places the organism in Eukaryota, Metazoa, Chordata, Lepidosauria, Squamata, Anguidae. Gene Ontology annotation, biological process: mitochondrion organization; protein retention in Golgi apparatus; protein targeting to vacuole. The transcript is spliced from 69 exons. The coding region runs from base 73 to 13251 and encodes 4392 amino acids. Gene Ontology annotation, molecular function: protein binding.
AUUUUUUAACUAUGGAAGAGAGCAGCCAGGCAUGACAAAGAAAUCCUUGCCACCUUCUUCCAAGGAGUAGUCAUGUUGGAGGGGUUGGUAGCCUGGGUCCUCAACAACUACCUGGGCAAAUAUGUCAGUAACCUGAACACAGACCAACUCUCUGUAGCUCUUCUGAAAGGUGCAGUAGAGUUGGAAAAUUUACCAUUAAAGAAAGAUGCCUUGAAGGAGUUAUUGCCAUUUGAGGUCAAAGCUGGCUUCAUUGGCAAGAUAACACUACAGAUACCAUUUUAUCGUCCCCAUAUUGAUCCAUGGGUGAUUUCUGUGUCAAAAUUGCACCUUAUUGGCUCACCAGAGAAGCAAGAGGAUUUUGAUGAAGAAAGGGAAAGACUGUUUGAAAGAGAAAACAAGAAAGCAUUUUUAUUAGCACUGGAAGAAAAAUGGAAAAAAGAACGGGAGCAGGUAGCGGAAUCUUACUGGUAUUCAGUGACUGCAUCUAUCGUUGCAAGGAUUGUAGAGAACAUUGAAUUAAAUAUUCAAGAUGUCCACCUGAGGUUCGAGGAUGGCAUCACAAAUGCGUCACAACCGUUUGCCUUCGGAGUCUGUAUAAAAAAUGUAUCUGUGCAAAAUGCUGUAAAUGAACCAGUGGAGGAGCUAAUGAAGAAAAAGCAGCUCGAUAUUGCUGACUUCAGCAUCUAUUGGGAUACUGAUUGUGCUUUAUUGGGAGACCUGCCACCUGGGGAGCUGCAGGAAGCAAUGGAUAAAAGCAUGGAGUCCCGGGACCAUAACUAUAUCAUGGAGCCUUUACGUACCUCUGCUCUUCUCAAGAGAAACUGUUCCAAAGAGCCCUUAAGAUCGCGGAAUACUCCACGACUUGAGUUUGAUAUCCAGUUGGAGACAAUACCACUGAAACUUUCCCAGACACAAUACCAACAAAUAAUGGACUUCUUGAAAGAACUAGAUCGGAAGGAGCGACAGAUCAAAUUCAGAAGAUGGAAGCCAAAAGUUACAGUAUCUGGAAAUUGUCGAGAAUGGUGGCUUUUUGCUCUGAAUGCACACCUCGCAGAGAUCAGAGAGCAGAAGGAACGUUCUUCCUGGGAAUUUGCGUUGCAUCGGGCCCAAGAUGUUGUAUCUUAUACAGAUCUGUAUUACAAGAAACUGAGAGAAGUGCAACUUUCUGAUGAAGAACAGGAAGAGAUGGAGCGCAUUGAGGAUGAACAAACAUUUGAAGAGCUGAAAAUCUUAUGCGAGAUUGUUUACAACAGAUUCCGUGAGCUGGCUGAGAGCAUUAAGGAGCCCUUACCUGAAACUUUGGAGGAAAUGUCUGAAAUUGAACUGGAAGCCAGCAGCAGCAGCAGCAGCAGCGGGAUGCUUCAGUACCUCCAGUCCUGGUUUCCUGGGUGGGGGGGCUGGUAUGGCGAUUCACAGGAAGCGUUGGAGAACGACUCUUUUGAAGGACUGCUGUCGGAAACAUCAGAACAAUGGAGGCCGGAAGAUGUCGCCGGUGCUGAUGAACUUUUCGAUCCAGCGGCCGAUGUCUCCAACAUAAAUACCUUCACAAAGAGGGAUCACGUCUUUGCAAAGUUAAAUCUCCAGCUGCAAGGCGGCUCUGUCACCUUGCUGCACACAGAGAGGAAGGGUCUGCAGACCAGUGAAAGGGCUUUCAUGCAGCUGGAAUUUUCAGGAGUAACCAUCUUAGCAGAAACUCUCCCUCGCAGGAAUUCCUCCCUUUUCAAGGUUCAGCUCGGUAGCCUCUUCUUACGAGAUUUAGUGACAGAAGGAACCAUAUUUCCCUUCCUUGUCUUCCCUAAUCCACAAAAAGAAGUUGGCUGUGCGUCGUCCAUUGGUCUCCGGACGUUUUCUUCAGACACGAGUAACCAGAGCACUGCUGACCCUCUUGUUCCCGUGUUUGAGAUGGUCUAUGAGCGAAACCCAGUUCGCAGCAAUUUUGAACGACGCCUUGAAGUCAGUACUCAACCUCUGAAUAUUAUUUACAAUCCUCAAGCCAUUAAGAAAGUAGCCGAUUUCUUCUACAAAGGAAGGGUUCAUACCUCAGGUUUUGGAUGUCAGUCGGAGCUGGAGCUCAGAGUGGCAGAAGCUGCUAGAAGACAGUACAACAAGCUCAAAAUGCAGACAAAAGCUGAAAUCAGGCAAACCAUCGAUCGCUUGCUUGUUGGGGAUUUCAUUGAAGACAGUAAGCGCUGGACGGUGUGCCUUGAUAUUUCUGCCCCUCAGGUGAUCUUCCCGGAUGACUUUAAAUUUGCUGAUCCAGUUUUAGUCGUAAUCGAUUUGGGAAGAAUGUUACUUACUAAUUCUCAAGAAGAGGAUAAAAAGAAGAGUUCCGGUGGUCCAUCGUCAGAGCUGAGUGAGCUGAGUGAUGAUGAGUAUAAAACGCCUCUUGCAACUCCUCCUAGAAGCCCGCCUCCGGAAGCCAGCAUGACCAAUGAGGACAAAACAUUCGAGUUCACAGGGGUAGAAAUGAGUGAAGAGCAGUGGCAAGCGCAUUUGAUGAGUAAAAAAAUGUACGACACCUACAGCUUGUCAUUCAUGGAUCUCCAGAUCAUGGUUGGGCGAGUGAAAGACAAUUGGAAAUAUGCCCAAGACAUUAACGUUGGUCCAACUCAUGUGGUGGAAAAAUUCAAUGUUCAUUUACAGUUGGAGCGUAGGUUGAUAUAUACGUCUGAUCCCAAGUACCCUGGUGCAGUCUUGUCUGGGAACUUACCUGAUUUGAAAAUACAUAUCAAUGAAGAUAAAAUAAUGGCACUGAACAAUUGUUUUGGAAGACUAACCACAUCUGAUGCUGAAAUGUCAGGCGCUUCACAGAUGGGGAAAUGGUCAAGUUCUGCAGAUCUAGAUCAGCGUGGAAGUUUGCAUAGUUCUGUAGUGAAUUUAACCCAAAGUGUCAUGAUCGUGGAACAGCACACCAAAGAAGUCCUUGUAGAAUCACAGCUGCUUCUAGCGGAGUUCCAAGUUAACUGCAUGCAACUUGGAGUUGAAAGCAAUGGCCGAUAUAUCUCCGUCCUCAAGGUGUUUGGCACGAAUGCCCAUUUUGUGAAGAGGCCUUAUGAUGCGGAAGUUUCUCUCACUGUUCAUGGCUUGCUGUUGGUUGACACUAUGCAAACCUUUGGCUCUGAUUUUGACCUCUUGAUGGCUUCUCACAAGAAUCUCAGUUUCGAUGUUCCUACAGGAAGCUUACGAGACAGCAGGGCUCAGUCACCUAUUGGUGAGCCUGGUGCCGCCCAUCCAAUUGAUGGGGUGCGCUUGGCCAAGAAAUGUGCUGCAGCAUCAAGUGAACCGCCCGGCAGUUUCCCCCAAAAUGAUGAAUCCUUAAUAAAACUGGAAUACCAGUUUGUGAGUGCAGAAUGUCCGUCCAUGAACUUGGACAGCACUCUCCAAGUGAUAUCAGUGCAGAUGAACAACUUGGAUAUCAUUCUUAACCCAGAGACAAUAGUUGAGCUGAUUGGGUUCCUCCAGAAGUCCUUUCCAAAGGAAAACGGUGAUUCCAGCCCUCAACCAUUAAUGACUGAUUCUGAAAGAAGUUUCAGUGAGCAGGAAAUCUUCCAGUCCACUCAUGCCCAAAAUACAGAAGUAGCAGUGGAUAUCCAUUGGUUAAACAUACUUCUCCUUAGGACAGUUACAAUGAUAAAUGGAGAAAAACUUGGCCGAAAAAUUGCAACAGCAAGCAUCGGUGGCACCAAAGUGAAUGUCUCCAUGGGCAGCAGGCUUGAUAUAAACGGGUCUCUCGGUUGCUUGCACCUUAUGGACCUGACCCAGGACAACAUUAAAAACCAGUAUGUCGUAAGCAUUGGGAAUACAGUGAGGUAUGAAAAUCUCCUUUGCGAUGUGAGCUACUUCAAGCCUGCAUUUCUCCAGUUCGACGAAUCAAGUAGCCUUCCAGAUGCUCUAAGUUUCACUUUUACAAAGCAGUUGAAAGAGGAGUGUUCCCUUCAGCUCAGGAUGGCGUCGUUACAUUACAACCACUCGGCAAAGUUUUUGAAGGAGAUCACCUUGUCCCUGGACGAGCUAGAGGAGAACUUCCGUAGCAUGCUGAAGAGCGCUGCAACCAAAGUGACCAUCGUCUUGGCCACGAAGACGGCCAAAUACAGCGAAAUGGUGUCUCUGUUUGAUACGACGCCUCGGUCAAGAGACCCGUUUAAUUUGGAAAGCAAUGAAGGAGAGGAAUUCCCUCCAGUGCACUCAAAAACGGAGACCAUUAAGCUUAUCUUAAAUGUGAACAUUGAAUCCCCAGUUGUUUCCAUACCCCGUAAGCCAGGCAGCUCUGAGCUGCUGGUAGGGCAUCUAGGGCAAAUAUCAAUCCAGAAUUUUGUGGCAGGAGAAGACGGUUUGAGAAGUGACAGGCUUCAAGUUGAGAUCAGAGAUAUUAAAAUGUAUUCUCUAAACAGCAGCCAUUUAGCAGGCAAGAAAGAAGGUCCUCCUGAGAAGCCUCCUUCAGGUAUUGCCAGCAGCAGCAGCAGCAGCCAGGAAGAUUCUCAGUUCACCCGUCACGACUUCUUCGAAUCCUUACAUAAAGGCCACGCUUUCCACAUUUUAAAUAACGCUACCAUCCAGUUCAAUCUAGAGAAGAUUCCAGUAGAGAGUGAUGCAGAGUUGGCAUUUUCUAUGAAUGAUGAUAUCGAAAUUUCAAGCCUUAUGCGAAUUGUGGGGAAAUUUGUCAACCCUCUGCAGGUGGUGUUGGCAAAACACGUGUAUGAGCAAGUUCUGCAAACUCUUGACAACCUAGUUUGCAAUGAAGAUUUGACCAAACCGCCAUCCGGCUUCCCAUCUUCAACCUAUCCCAGCUCCAGUUCGCCUUCAGCAUCACUCCAUAGCACAAGCACAGACUUUUCCUUCGACAGGAAGGAAAAUGGACUCUUCAGUCAUUCCAGCUUUAAUACAUCUGCAAUCAAAUUUGCGCCUGUCAAGGAAGUGGCACAGUCUUUUACUCAGAUACAAGCCACCUUUCAUAUUUCUGAGCUCCAGGUUCAGUUAAGUGCUGAUCUUACGCUUGGAGCCCAAGGUCUGGUUAGCUUAAAAUUUCAGGAUUUUGACAUUGAGUUUGGCAAAGAUCACCCUCAUACCUUAUCCAUUCAGAUUGCCUUACGUUCUCUGCUGAUGGAGGACCUUUUGGAGAAGAAUCCAGACUCUGUGUAUAAGAACCUCAUGGUUUCACGUGGAGCACCCAAACCUUCCAGCUUAGCCCACAAAGAGUACCUUUCCCAGUCUUGCCCAUUGGUAUCUAACGUGGAAUAUCCAGACAUGCCCCGUUCCCUUCCUUCUCACAUGGAGGAAGCUCCAAAUGUCUUUCAGUUGUAUCAACGGCCUACUUGUGUCUCCCACAAAAAGCACAAAGAAGAUGCAGACUCAGACUAUCCGCUGACUCCGCCUCCUUCUCCCACCACAAACAAGUCAAAUGCGCUUUCCGGAAAGAGCGACUUUGACGAUUCCUUGGUUCACAUCAAUGUGUUGCUGGUGGACAAGAAGCAUCCGGGGUUUUCGUCUUGCUAUGGCAAAAUCAAUCGCAGCGUGGAUGUUGACUUCAACUGCUUAGAUGUGUUAAUAACUCUGCAAACCUGGGUGGUGAUAUUGGAUUUCUUUGGGAUUGGAUCCACGGCUGAGAACCACAGCAUGAAGUCACAGCCCGAAGACGUUCAGCACCCAGUUAAGACGGGAGCAAGUGUCUUUCCAGCCUCAGAAGUUCAGGAUGCUGUAAAUACCAAAGUGGAUCUGAAGGUCCACUCCCUGUCCUUAGUUCUAAAUAAGACGACUAAUGAACUGGCCAAAGCGAAUGUAUCCAAACUUGUCACUCACGUCGAAAUGAUUGAAGGAGAUUUGGCCCUUCACGGAAGCAUUGGUAGCUUAUCCCUAAGUGACCUCACCUCACAUGGAGAAUUUUACAGAGAACGCUUCACUACCAGUGGCGAAGAGGCACUCAUAUUUCAAGUUCACAAGUAUGGGAGACCUGAUCCUGUGCUGCAGAGAGAUUGUGAUAUGCGGGUCAGCCUGCGGAUGGCAUCAGUGCGGUAUGUCCACACUCAUCGCUUUCAGGCGGAAGUAGUGUCUUUCAUUCAGCAUUUCACUCAACUCCAGGAUGUCUUGGGGCGCCAGAGAGCAGCAAUCGAAGGACAGACGGUCAGAGAUCAAGCCCAGCGAGCUGCCCGAGUUCUGUUGGACAUCGAAGCUGGCGCCCCUGUCCUCCUUAUUCCUGAAAGCUCCAGAUCCAAUCAUCUUAUUGUAGCCAAUCUUGGGAAACUGAAAGUCAAGAAUAGGUUCCUAUUUGCAGGAACCUCUGGUACCUUCUCGUUAAAAGAUAAGCAGGAUUCUGUUCAGUUUUCUUCACCACUGGGAACCCCAAAACACGUCACGAAGAAAACGCCAAGUGGGGACGAGUCCAAGGUGGCACCAAAUUCCUCUGAUGGGUUAUACAUGAAAUUGUCAUCUUCUGGACCAAAUCUCAGCAGACUGAAAAAUGAGCCUGCAAUGAGUCCUGUGACUAAAACACCAAAGUCACCUGUUUUACAAGCCCCGGAGAGUCCUGAGGAACAGAACUGCCUCUUGGAUUGCAUUGUGGUUGAUCUGCAGGAUAUGGAUAUUUUUGCUGCCGAAAGGUACUCAAGAGAAUAUUCCAAGGCAGCAGAAGGCGUCAGUGCCGAUCUGACCUUCCCAUCCUUUGUGGUGAGGCAGACAGGAGGGAGCCUCUUGACUGAACCCUUCCGGCUGAAGCUGCAAGUCGAAAGAAACUUGGACAAGGAAAUAAGCCACGCAGUCCCUGAUAUAUCAGUUCAUGGCAUUUUGUCAUCCGUUCAUUGCUCUCUGGACCUGAGCAAAUAUAAACUGAUUCGGGGGCUCCUGGAGAAUAACCUGGGGGAACCGAUAGAAGAGUUCAUGCGGCCGUAUGACUUACAGGAUCCAAGAAUACAUACUGUGUUGAGUGGAGAAGUGUACACCUGCAUGUCUUUCCUAAUUGACAUGGUCAACGUAAGUCUGGAACUGACUAAUCCCCAAGGAAAGCAUGGCUCGCUAGCUAGGUUUGACUUCAAGAAGUCCAAAUUGCUCUUCGAGAGUUUUUCAAACCAAACCAAAUCCAUUAACUUGGUUUCACAUUCCAUGAUGGCGUUUGACACGCGAUACACUGGCCAGAAAGCAACAUCCGGAAUGCCAAAUGUAUUCAAUUGCAUCUUCCAGUCCUCAAAGAACAGUAGUUCCCAAGGGGCGAUACAGAUUGAGCUCCAUUACAGAUCUACCAAGGAUUCCUCCUUCUUCACAGUUGUUUUGAACAACCUGCGUGUGUUCCUCAUCUUUGACUGGCUAGUGCUUGUUCACGACUUUCUCCAAACACCCAGUGACCCUAAAAAACCGUCCGACCUCAACCCUUCCCGGCAGUGCAAUUACAGCAGUGAGACGGCUGUUGUUCCCAAAGCAGUGAAGUGUGGAAUAGUUACAAAACGUUCUUCUCUUCAGAUCUCCACCGAAAAGCAAUUGGAAGUGAAGAUCAAUGUGACGGAUACUGAAUUUGUGGUGGUAGAAGACAUGUCCUGUAUGGAUACCAGUGCAAUUAUUCUGAAGGGGACCACAGUUCUCACGUACAAACACAAACCAGUGGAUCAUCCUUUCUCGGCCAAUUUUUCCGGCAUUGAGGUUUUUUCAUGUCGGCUGGGAAAUGAGCAGGAAACAGCACUCUCCAUCAUUGAUCCUGCACUCAUUCAAGUUGAUCUGGUGGGAAAUCCUUCAUAUCCAAGUGGCUCAGGAUUGUUGGAUGCUUUCAACAGCGAAGAUUUCCCACCUAUUCUGGAGAUUCAGUUUCAAGUGCUGGAUAUCAGACUGUCUUAUAACGAUGUCCAGUUGUUCCUGGCUAUUGCGAAGUCCAUUCCAGGUCAGACCAGCAAUGCUGUUUCUGACUCCAGUGCCUCAGAUAUCGGGGUCUCGGUUUCUGUUGCUUCUUCCAAUUCAUCUUGGGUCAACGAAAUCUCAGAACUUGCAUCCGAAUCCAUGGAAACAUCUAAGCACACUUUGGAUCCUGUUCUUGAGUUGCAGCUUGCCCGACUGCAGGAACUAGGAUUUAGCAUAGAUGACUGUCGCAAAGCUCUGUUGGAUUGCAAAGGUCAGCUGAAGAAAGCAGCAAGUUGGUUGUUCAAGAAUGCUGAACCUUUGAAACCUUCACUGUUAGAGACAAGUAAUCGAGAUAGCCCAGGCUCGGUGAUUCUGCGUUUGAUCUCUGGAGUGGAAAUUAAAGCAGACAGCAUCUGCAUUUGUUUUAUCGAUGACUGCAUGGAUUGUGACGUUCCUUUAGCCGAGUUAACAUUUUCACGUUUGAAUUUUCUCCAGCAUCUGAGAGCCAAUUCUGAAGGCUAUGCUCAUUUUACACUCUCGGGAGAUUAUUAUAACCGUGAACUUUCAGGCUGGGAGCCAUUUAUCGAGCCCUGGCCAUGCUCCGUGUCCUGGCAACAGCAGCCAGCCAGCCGCCUCCACCCUUCUCGGUUGAAGCUGGAAGUGAAAGCAAAGCGUCGCCUAGAUAUUAACAUAACUUCUGUGUUAAUCGAGCAGUAUACCAAAACCAAACAGUCAUGGAUGGCAGAUUAUUGCAAGCAGGAGAAAGAAGUGGAGGAAGUUGAAUCUGAGGAAUGGAUGGGCUCUUCGGUUGAUCCUCCGUCCUUUGGACAAGGCCUUCCUCUUGUCUACCUUAGAACUAGGAGUACAGCCAGUCUGACUAACCUAGAGCACCAGAUGUAUGCUAGAGCUGAAAUGAAGACGUCGAAACGCAGGCACCCUUUUGUGCCGUUCGCUUUGCGGAACCACACGGGUUGCACCCUCUGGUUUGCCACGUUAACAACAACCCCAACCCGUGCUGCACUCUCUCACAGUGGAAGCCCUGGAGCCAUCCCAGAAGAAAACGGGACGUUUCUGGAUGGUGCACAUAAAGUCAGUGAGUGGCACGAAGUUCUCACUGGCGAAGAGGUUCCAUUUGCAUUUGAAGCCAAAGGAAAACUGAGACACAGGCAUACACACGAUCUACGGAUUCACCAGCUGCAAGUGAGAGUAAAUGGCUGGGAACCAGUUAGUCCAGUGUCCGUAGACAAAGUAGGAAUAUUUUUCCGGUAUGCGGCCCCUGACAAGAGCACGUCUUUCUCUACUGUUGGCAGCCCAAUUAAUAGAACAAAUAUCAUUCAUCCACAGGUGUAUUUUUCUUCGUUGCCUCCAGUCCGAGUGGUAUUUGCUGUUACCAUGGAAGGCAGUGCUCGGAAAGUGAUAACUGUGCGUUCAGCCUUGAUUGUAAAGAACAAACUGGAAAUUCCUAUGGAACUCCGGCUAGACAGCCCUUCAGCUCCUGACAAGCCUGUCGUGCUGCCUUCGGUGAUGCCAGGGGAUUGCUUUGCUAUUCCCCUGCAUCUCACAUCCUGGCGACUGCAGGCCAGGCCAAAGGGAAUGGGAGUUUUCUUCUGCAAAUCUCCAAUCCAUUGGACAAACGUUCAGAAGACUUCGGAGGUCAGUAGCAGCAAACGGGAGUGCCAUGCGAUGGAGUCUGAAAACAGCCGAUUCUUCAGGUUUUGUGUCGCUAUAAAGAAAGAGAAUUAUCCAGAUUACAUGCCCUCCAGCAUAUUUUCUGACAGUGCUAAGCAGAUUUUCAGGCAACCUGGGCACACCAUUUAUCUUUUGCCAACUGUGGUAAUCUGUAACUUGCUACCUUGUGAACUUGAGUUUUAUGUUAAAGGGAUGCCAAUUAACGGAACACUAAAACCUGGCAAAGAGGCACUGCUGCACACAGCCGACACCUCGCAGAACAUUGAGCUCGGGGUCUCCUUAGAAAACUUCACACACUGCAAGGAGCUACUGAUACCACCAGGAACACAAAACUAUAUGGUGCGGAUGCGGCUGUAUGAUGUUAACAAGCGCCUGUUUAAUCUCACUAUAAGGAUUGUGUGUCGAGCUGAAGGCUCCUUAAAGAUAUUUAUUUCAGCACCGUAUUGGCUCAUCAACAAAACAGGGUUGCCGCUCAUCUUCAGACAAGAUAACGCCAAGAUAGACGGGGCAGGCCAGUUUGAAGAACAUGAGCUUGCCAGGAGCCUAAGUCCCCUCCUCUUCUGUUAUGCUGACAAAGAACAGCCAAACCUUUGCACAAUGAGAGUUGGGAGAGGAAUCCAUCCUGAAGGUAUGCCGGGCUGGUGCCAGGGCUUCUCACUGGAUGGAGGAAGCGGCGUCCGGGCACUUAAAGUGAUCCAGCAAGCAAACAGACCAGGGCUUAUUUAUAAUAUUGGUAUUGAUGUCAAAAAGGGCAGAGGUCGCUACAUUGACACUUGUAUGGUAACAUUCGCGCCUCGCUACCUCUUAGAUAAUAAAUCCAUGCACAAGCUUGCCUUUGCACAGCGAGCAUUUGCUAGAGGACAGGGAACUACCAAUCCAGAUGGCUACAUCUCCACCCUGCCUGGUUCAAGUGUUGUGUUCCACUGGCCACGCAACGAUCUUGACCAACUCUUGUGCGUUCGGCUAAUGGAUGUUCCAAACUGCAUUUGGUCUGGAGGCUUUCAAGUCAACAAAAAUAAUUCCUUUCAUAUCAAUAUGAGGGACACUGUUGGAAAAUGCUACUUCUUGCGAGUCGAGAUCACUCUUAAGGGAGCUACAUACCGUGUUUCAUUUAGCGACACGGAUCAGUUACCGCCUACCUUCCGCAUCGACAACUUUUCUAAGGUCCCGGUUGUGUUUACUCAGCACGGUGUUGCAGAACCACGACUCAGCACGGAAGUCAAGGCAGCAGCCUCGUUAGAUUAUGCCUGGGACGAACCCACUCUCAAGCCCUUCAUAACGCUGACAGUGAAAGGGGCCGGCUCCUCUGAGGUCACUUGCUGCAUGGAUGACUUUCAAGAAAGCAAGCAGCUCUAUUAUGAAAACUUCAUUUAUAUUGCAGCAACAUAUACUUUCUCAGGUCUGCAGGAAGAAACUGGAAGACCCAUCGCUUCAAAUAAAGAGGUUGAUUGUGCUGAGCUAGUCCUGGAUGUUUGUUCGAAGACACAGAGAGUCGUUUUAAAGAAGAAGGAGCCAGGGAAGCGUUCUCAGUUGUGGAGAAUGACGGGCACAGGCAUGCUUUGCCACGAGGGCUCUGCUGUCCCUCACCAUCCGAAUAAGCCAUCCCCUCCUCGGAUCACAGAAUCCUCCAUGAUCCUGGACAUUGCAGGCCUGGCUGCAGUCACAGAUAACAGGUAUGAACCACUGAUGCUGAGAAAACCAGACAGACGGCGUAGUACCACACAGACCUGGAGCUUUCGAGAAGGGAAACUGGUCUGUGGCAUGCAUGGACUUGUCGUACAGGCAAAAGGAGGCAUAGCAGGGCUACAUGAUGGAGCAGAAGUUGUUCUUGGUCCAGAUACUUCCCUGGAAAUGUUGGGUCCCGUUCCACCAGAACAGCAGUUCAUCAAUCAGAAGAUGCGGCCCGGCUCAGGAAUCUUGGCAGUUAGGGUCAUUCCAGAUGGCCCAACCAGAGUUCUGCAGAUAACAGACUUCAACCAACGCAGAAAUGAUCGUUUCUCAUAUGAAGGGGAUGAGCUGGAACAAGAUCUGCGGAAGCUGAAGAAUCCUGACACUGAGCAAGAGCUGGAAGUCCAGUUGAAAUUAGAAGGUGGAAUAGGUUUGUCUGUAGUUAACAAAGCCCCGGAAGAGCUGAUAUUUGCAAGUUUUACUGGCAUUAAUGUCCAUUUCACACAGCUGUCAACGAAUCAAGUGCUUGAACUAAGUAUACAGGAUGUGCAGGUGGACAACCAACUGCUUCAUACUACUCAGCCUUUCAUGCUCUUUGUGACCCCCAAAAUGGAUGAAAAUGAAUUCGCGGAGACAGGUCCCGCUCUGCAAUUGAAUGCCAUGAAAUUCCCAAGUAAAAGCCCAUUAACUGAUAUAUACAAGCAUCUGAUGGUCACAGCUAGCAAGUUCACAGUCCAAAUUGAGGAGAAGCUGCUGCUUAAACUUCUGAGUUUCUUUGGCUGUGAUCAGUCCGAAUCAGAGGUUGAAAAUUACGAUGAAAACCUUCAUGAAAAGCCUGUUGAUCAAGGUGGAGCCCAGAAGAGAUAUUACUUUGAAAACCUCAAAAUUAGUGUGCCACAGAUAAAGCUGAGUGUCUUCACUUCCAGCAAGCUCCCCUUAGACCUCAAGGCAUUGAAAAGCACCCUCGGCUUCCCUCUGAUAAGGUUUGAAGAUGCUGUGAUCAACUUGGAUCCCUUCACCAGAGUCCACCCUUAUGAGACGAAGGAGUUCAUCGUUAAUGACAUUUUGAAGCACUUUCAGGAAGAGCUGAUCAGCCAAGCAGUAAAGAUCCUGAGCUCUGUGGACUUCCUCGGCAACCCAAUGGGCCUCCUAAAUGAUGUUUCAGAAGGUGUGACUGGGCUGAUAAAAUAUGGAAAUGUUGGUGGUCUUAUAAGGAACAUUACUCAUGGAGUGACAAACUCUGCUGCAAAGGUUGCUGGGACUUUAUCCGACGGUUUGGGAAAGACAAUGGAUAAUCGGCAUCAAACGGAACGGGAGUUCAUCCGGUACCAUGCGGCAACAAGUGGUGAACAUCUCGUGGCUGGCAUCCACGGACUUACUCAUGGUAUCAUCGGUGGAUUAACAAGUGUAAUAACCUCAACCAUAGAAGGUGUGAAAACUGAAGGGGGAGUCAGUGGCUUCAUAUCCGGCCUUGGGAAAGGACUCGUUGGAACUGUAACCAAACCGGUGGCUGGCGCCCUGGAUUUUGCCUCUGAAACAGCCCAAGCAAUGAGAGAGACAACUGCACCUACUGCCCCCAGGACACAAGCUGAGAGAGUAAGGAAACCUCGGUGUUGCAUGGGCCCACAAGGACUUCUGCCCCGGUAUUCAGAGAUCCAGGCAGAAGGGCAAGAGCUGCUGUUCAAACUGACAGACAACGAUGAAUUUUUCAUCGCCGUGGAGAACAUAGACAGCUAUUGUGUUCUUAUUUCGUCCAAAACUGUUUUUUUCCUGAACUGUGUGAAAAACAUGGACCGAGAGGCCAUCUUCCUGGAGGUUAAAUAUGAUGACCUCUUUCAUUGCCUUAUCUCAAAAGACCAUGGAAAGGUCUAUGUGCAAUUGACAAAGAAGGCUGUGAAUUCCAGCAGUGGCGUGUCAAUGCCUGGACCAUCUCAUCAGAGGCCCAUGGUCCAUGUGACGGCUGAGGAACCUGCGGUAAAACUAUGUCAAGCAAUCAACUAUGCAAAGAGCCUUUUCUAUGAACAGCAACUUAUGCUGAGAUCCAGUGAACAUCAAGAGCAACUGGAGCUAGACUCCUAACCCAGACGAAAUCUCGAACAGGGAAGCCACCUCUCUGUUCGAUUAAAAAACAAGAGCAGGACCGUCACCUGGAAGUUCAGAAAAUGUAUUCUGUGAGGCUGUAAGCCAAGGUCCUGGAAAUGAAAAAAAGCUUUGCGGUGUGGGGGCAUUUAGGAUCAUAAGAUCAAAAAACACGUUUGACAUACAUUUAGCUGUAGGAAAAAGCCCUGUAUUUUCUUACUGUUUGUGUGUAUAUAUAUAUCUAUACAUAUGUACAACUGUGUUUUGUGUAAAUAAGAAAGUGGGCAGGGCGUUGUGAGUGUGUAUAAAGGUCUAUUUCAUGCAAAGAGAUUACAGGAAAGGUUAUAUUACGUUUUCUAUUGCACUGAUUCUGAGCGUGUAGAAACGGCACAUGUUUUUCGCUAGAGAUGGUGAGGAGGCCACGACCAUAACUAGGAGCGUGGGUGGCUGGGAGGCUUAGAGGUUGUUCUGCAGGUGAUCUGCCGAGGCGCCCAUAUGGCAGGGUCAGGAUGGGCUCUGACCGUGAGGACGGGACACGUUCCUUUCCAGUGUUUAGCGCUUUACUGUCCUGCUGGUUCCAGGAUCUUUUUCUGUUUACUCAGUGGGUUUAUGGCUGUUUGAAAGAGCAGAGAGAGGGGGCAAAAAAUAUUGCAACAUAGUGUGUUCACUUCCUUUCCUGUGGUUUAGUGUGUACUGCAGUGAUGCCUCCCUGAUCUCCAGAACCCAGCAUUAGGGGACAUGAGAAUACUUUUUCUCAACUACAUAUUUUUUCUCGCAUUUCAAGAUGCUCACUUUAUAAGGAAAUGUCGUCAAAGAACAUUUAGUGAUAUCCCUUUGAAGCUUAAACAAUUAUACCUCUUUUUUAGCAGGACAGUUGUAUGGAGGAUAGCGUUAACACACGCACGCACACACACAAAGUUGCCCUCUGCAUGCAUUGGCCUUAAGAAGAAAGUGGGCCAGGUGGGGGGCGGUGGCAGUGGACAGGUUUGAGAAGACAGAAAAGUAGCAACUGUCUUUGUUGGAAAAUAAAUGGAAGUUUAUAAAUUUAAUAUUGCAGUCCUGUGGUCGAAAUCUGAGGAUUAAUAAAUGCUACUGCUGCUCUCUU